ACGACGAGCUCUCAUUUUUUUCGCUCUUUUGCGGCAGGAGGCCGACGACGCUCGCCGAUAGCGCCUCCAAUCGAUAUCUCGGAUUCGUGGCCAGGGAUUGCGAGAUUGAUGCGCGCUCCAGCUCGCGCGGCGCCGCGACGAAUUUCCAGGGAUUAUAGGCUACGUCAGCUGAGUAAUCCAUCGCUGGAGCUCGUGCGCGAGCAUAGGGUAAGCGGCGAGGCGCCCGCAUUCUAGGGUUCUUCGGCAUUCCAGUGCGGUCCGCGGAAGCGAUGAAGAAGCCAGCGCCGGCCUUGAUUCCUGCGGAUGAGGAGGCGGCGGCGGUGGCGCAGCAGCGAUUGGCAGCGGCUGACGCCGGCGGCGCCAUGGAUAGCUCGUCCGUCUCGGCGUCAUCUCGCGCGGCUCGGGGUGGCGACAACGGCGCUAGCGACGAGCAGCCGCGGGAGGGCGGGCAGGAGUCCGUGGUGGUGGAGCGGCGGGGCGAUUUUGCGGUGGUGUGUAAGUGGACGAUCGUCCAGUUCUCCAAGGUCAAGGCCCGCUCGCUGUGGAGCAAGUACUUCCAGGUCGGGGGCUACGAUUGCCGGCUGCUCGUCUAUCCCCGCGGCGACUCGCAGGCCCUUCCCGGAUACCUCUCCAUCUAUCUCCAGGUGACCGAUCCCUCGUCAUCGUCAAAGUGGGAUUGCUUCGCCAGCUACAGGCUUUGCGUCGUCAACCAGCGCGACGAGAGCAAGUCCAUCCAGCGGGACUCGUGGCACCGGUUCUCCGUGAAGAAGAAGUCGCAUGGAUGGUGUGAUUUCACGCCGUCGACCGUGGUGCUGGAUCCCAAGAGCGGGUUUCUUGUCAACGAGUCGGUGCUCAUCACGACGGAGAUCCUCAUCCUCAGCGAGGUGACGAGCUUCAACCGCGACAACAACGACCUCCUCUUGGCUCCCCCGCCGGAGGCUCUCAGUGGCAAGUUUACGUGGAAGGUCCAGAACUUGUCGCUCUUCCGGGACAUGAUCAAGACGCAGAAGAUCAUGAGCCCCGUGUUCACUGCCGGGGAAUGCAACCUCCGGCUCAGCGUUUAUCAGUCGUCGGUUGGCGGUGUGGAGUACCUGUCGAUGUGCCUCGAGAGCAAGGACACGGAGAAGACGUCGUCCUCGUCGGAGCGGAGCUGCUGGUGCCUCUUCCGGAUGUCGGUGCUAAACCAGAAGCCCGGGCUGAGCCACAUGCACAGAGACUCGUAUGGGCGCUUUGCCGGGGACAACAAGAGUGGGGACAACACCAGCCUGGGAUGGAACGACUAUAUGAAGAUCUCCGAUUUCAUGGCUCCGGAGAUGGGCUACCUCGUUGACGAUUCCGCGACUUUUACUGCGUCCUUCCACGUGAUAAAAGAGUCGAGCAGCUUUGUCAAGACGCCCAUCGGCAACCGCUCCGUGAGGAAGAGUGACGGGUACCAGGGGAAGUUUCUUUGGAAGAUCGAGAACUUUACCAAGCUCAAAGAUCUGCUGAAGAAGCGGAGGAUCACGGGGCUUUGCAUUAAGAGCAAGCGAUUUCAAGUUGGCAAUCGGGACUGUCGCCUUAUUGUCUAUCCUCGAGGACAAUCGCAGCCGCCCUGCCACCUUUCUAUGUUUCUGGAGGUUACGGACUCCAGAAAUUCGUCGGCAGAUUGGAGCUGUUUCGUUAGCCACCGCCUUUCUGUGGUUAAUCAUCGUGAGGAGCGCUCCGUUAUCAAGGAGUCUCAGAACCGAUAUUGUAAGGCUGCUAAGGACUGGGGGUGGCGUGAGUUUAUCACACUCACCAACCUUUUCGACCAGGAUUCUGGUUUUCUUGUUCAGGACAUGGUCACAUUUUCUGCAGAAGUACUAAUUUUGAAGGAGACAUCAAUGAUCACUCCCGACUGUGAAGGGAAGUCAGGUGUCAAUGGGAUGGAAUGUGGAGCUAACCAGGGGAUGUUUACCUGGAGAGUUGAGAACUUUUUGGCUUUCAAAGAGAUCAUGGAAACUCGGAAGAUAUUCAGCAAGUUUUUCCAGGCUGGGGGCUGCGAACUUCGAAUCGGUGUUUACGAAUCUUUUGACACACUCUGCAUUUAUUUGGAGAGCGAUCAGUCCCCUGGUACCGAUCCUGACCGCAAUUUCUGGGUCCGGUACCGUAUGGCGGUCGUAAAUCAGAAACACGCCGAUCGAACUGUUUGGAAAGAGUCCUCCAUCUGUACAAAAACGUGGAAUAACUCCGUGCUCCAGUUUAUGAAGGUUUCCGACAUGGUGGAGCCAGACGGUGGGUUUAUGAUGCGUGACACGAUCGUAUUUGUUUGCGAGAUUCUGGACUGUUGCCCGUGGUUUGAGUUCUCGGAUUUGGAGGUUUUAGUCUCCGAUGAUGACCAAGAUGCUCUUUCGACUGAUCCGGAUGAGUUACUGGAGUCUGACGACUCCGACGGUAGCAGCGAAGACGAAGAAGAUAUUUUCAGGAACUUACUUGCAAGAGCAGGCUUUCAUAUGAGCUACGGUGACAAUCCUCAGCGGCUUCUCGAUCCCCGGGAAAAAGUUUCCAUGGACGCAGGAGCAGUCGCAGCAUUUCUAACUGAUCUCCGUGUAUAUCUGGACGAUCCGGUGAAGGUGAAACGUCUGCUUUUACCCGCUAAAGUCUCCACGGUCGCAAGUUCGUGCAAGCUGGGGAAUGGUAAAGAGGCGACAACUUCUCCUAGUUUGAUGAACCUGUUUAUGGGAGUCAAGGUGCUUCAACAGGCCAUUGUCGAUCUUCUGCUGGAUAUAAUGGUGGAGUGCUGCCAGCCUGCAGAAUCGAAGAAGCAUAACGACCGUCAGAAUGGGAAGCUUCAAGCGGUUCCAGAGAGUGCCAAGAUUGAUCUCAACUCGAGAGAAGGUGGCACUGCUGCUUUGAAUGAAGAGGAUUCUGCACAGAGGGUGUUCAACCAGAGGCUGGACGACGCUGCUGAUGGCAUUGGCUGCCUACAAGCGGUACAAAGCUGUGAAAUAGAUGGUAAAAGUGUCGCUCAAGUACCUGAAUCAGAGCCAUCAGUAAUCCAUUCAAACGAGCUAAGAUGGCCUGAACAAUCGGAAGAGCUCUUUCGGCUGAUCGUGAACUCCUUGAGAGCUUUAGAUGGGGCUGUUCCACAAGGCUGUCCAGAACCAAGGAGACGACCACAGUCUGCGCAGAAGAUGGCUUUGGUCUUAGAGAGGGCUCCGAAAUACCUGCAACACGAUCUCCUGGCGCUCGUUUCUAAACUUGUGGAUCCUUCCGAACAUCAAUCGGUCGCUUCCACACUUUUAGAUUGGCUUCAAAGAAAGGACACGGACAUCAACUUGCGUCUAGCGGGUCUUGGGGCAUUGGUCCAACUUGAUCUGAAUACGGAAGUUUGGGAACAAAUCCUCCAGCACGCGCUGCGGAUUUUUGCCCACUCUGAAGACGAGGCUCUGAUUACCAUUAUCACAUACAUUUUUAAAGCUGCCGCCAAGUGUUAUCAACUUCCGCAAGCGGUGAAAGCCGUGCGAGGGAGGCUCAAGAUGCUAGGGACUAGUGUUUCUCCAAAGGUUCUUGAGGUAGUAAGAGACAUGAUAUUCACUUGUCCUGGUGUGGGAGAAGCAUUACUUAGGGACAUCGACGCAGAUAGUGAAUGCAGUGAUAGCGACGGUCUUUCAGUUUUUGGUUAUGGGGGACAGGGCGACGCAGCAAGAAUCGCAGAUGUAGAUAUUUUGUUGGAGAUGCUCAACGUUUCUCCUUUCGUAGUAGAAGCUCAACGGUUGAUCGAGAGGGUGGUGGCAAGGGGUACCAUUAGUAAUUCUUCUGUGUAUAAGGUGUUAUGCAUCCGACGGGUUGGGAAGGCAAAGGAUUCCAGGGACGCAGGCAGUGCCUCACGGAGCCCUGACUCAACGUCAAGUCCGGACUGCAUGUUUACGGCUCUUCUGGCACUCGUGAAGGCAAUAUCCAGCUCCAAGGAUUCCAAGGUUCGUGAAUUUGUCAGCACUUUGUACACUGACAUGUUCAAGUUAUACUGCGAUGACGGCUUGCGGGAACGCAUGGUUCGGGGUCUUGUAGAACGUGCGACGAACAGCAGUAGAUGUGGGGACGAUGAUCAGCUAGAGAUGAACAUUUUGACGCUUUUAGUCAAGCAGGAGGAAGGGAAGGAAGGGAAGGAGUUGAAGAUAGUGCCUACCGUUCUGCGUAUGAUGCGUAAAGCGGUACAACAAGCAAACGUCGAGUGCGCUUCAAUUCGGCAGCAGCUGUCUGCCCGCGAAGAAGAGCUUGCGAAGGUUCGGAGUGACAAGCAAAAUGAAGUCACCCGGUUUGCACGAGAGAAGGCUUCGCUUUCGCAGCGUCUCUCAGAAGCUGAGGCUGGACAGUUGCGGGUUAAGUUAGAGCUGAAGGGAGAGAUAGAGCGUUUGUCGAGGGAUAAAAAUGAGGCGAUUGAGCGGUUGAGAGACACCGAGAGCCAGCUCGAGUGGUCUCGUUCAGAGCGGGAAGACGAACAAGCCAGCCAUGCGUCUGAACGGAAGCGUCUUGAAGACCGAUUGCGUGACGCUGAGUCCCAGAUAUCGCAAUUCAAACGCAAACGCGACGAUCUAAAGAGGAUUACGAAAGAGAAGACCGCGCUUGCCGAAAGACUGAAGUCCACGGAGGCCGUGUGUGCAAACUACGCCGAAGAGUUCGACCGUCUAUCGGCAAAGUCUGUCACGCGAGACGAGCUGUGCCGGUCGCAGGAAGAGGAUAUCCGCAAACUAAAGGAAGCGCUAGAGCGAUCCGAGGAAGACAGCCGUGGGAAGGACCUACAGAUAAGUCAGUACAAAUCGUAUGCUCACAACAUGGACACUACAAACCAGGCACUACAGGAACGCGUCGAGAGCCUGCAGUCGUCGAUCCGAGAGGAGCUCCACAUGCACGCGCCUCUCUACGGCGUGGGCCUGGAGACGCUCUCCUUUGGCGAGCUGGAGAUUUUGGCGAGAAUACACGACGAGGGGCUGAGGCAAGUGAGAGCUCUCCAGAUGGCGCUUCGCGGUGACUUGCACGCUGCUCCUCCGCCGCCGCCGAGGCAUUUCGGACUGCCCGCCGUGGCGCGGCCGAGCAGCAACGGCACGGCCGGGUUCCAUGGAAGUGGACGCGCCAAUGGUACAGUAAGCUCCUGGUUUCCUUCGACAUCAUAAAAGACGCAGGCGUUUUAUGUUAGAGAGACGACGAGCACUACCACUACUGCUGCUACUAAUAACAGACCGUGUAGAGGCUAUUAAGAUUUUGAAUGCCCGGAUUAUCUGAGCAUUACAUCGUCCGUCCAGGUUCUCUUUUUUAAUUUUUUCCUUUAUCGUUUUUCUAUUGCAUUUCUCUCCUCUUUGUUUGAGAACAGGUGGUCGCCCUUGUAAAGCUCUCUUUUUGUCAUCACGACUAAAAUGCAUUUUCUUUCUAGUUUUUGUAGAAAGCGCAGCCAGGAAAAAGCUUUAAAAAGUAAAAAAAAAAGCAAAAAUUUCUCCGUGUU
Messenger RNA from Selaginella moellendorffii, 5458 nucleotides. RefSeq lists its product as uncharacterized. NCBI's taxonomy places the organism in Eukaryota, Viridiplantae, Streptophyta, Lycopodiopsida, Selaginellales, Selaginellaceae. Gene Ontology annotation, molecular function: protein binding. The record is from RefSeq and is a predicted model, not a curated record. The transcript is spliced from 11 exons. The coding region runs from base 270 to 5132 and encodes 1620 amino acids.